Messenger RNA from Arabidopsis arenosa, 6941 nucleotides. The record is from the annotation of a GenBank genome assembly. NCBI's taxonomy places the organism in Eukaryota, Viridiplantae, Streptophyta, Magnoliopsida, Brassicales, Brassicaceae.
CUUCUUCCUUUGUUUUCCCUUUGAUCGGAAAAAUUUCGGAUGCUCAUAAAUUUCAAUUUUUACGAAAAUGAUUUCGCAGAAGUUAAGCAACGUCGAUGUUCAUAUAGUGUAUUUGGGGGAGAAGCAACAUGAUGCUCCUGAGUUUGUCACAGAAUCUCAUCACCAGAUGUUAUUGUCACUUCUUGGAAGUAAAGUGGAUGCUCAUGAAUCAAUGGUGUACAGUUACCGACAUGGCUUUUCUGGCUUUUCUGCCAAGCUUACCGAGUCACAGGCCAAGAAACUUGCUGAUUCACCUGAAGUUGUUCAUGUCAUGGCGGAUAGUUUCUAUGAACUCGCGACAACUCGGACUUGGGAUUACUUAGGUCUUUCUGUUGCCAAUCCGAAUAAUCUCCUAAAUGAUACAAACAUGGGUGACCAAGUUAUCAUUGGCUUUAUUGACACAGGAGUGUGGCCAGAGUCUGAAUCGUUUAAUGACAAUGGUGUGGGACCAAUACCAAGGAAAUGGAAAGGAGGGUGUGAACCAGGAGAAAAGUUCAAAUCAACAAAUUGCAACAGAAAGCUCAUAGGAGCCAAGUACUUUAUCAAUGGGUUUCUUGCUGAAAACGAAGGAUUCAACACCUCAGAAUCACGUGACUACAUUUCCGCUAGAGACUUUAUUGGACAUGGCACACACACAGUCUCAAUUGCAGGUGGUUCAUUUGUUCCUAACAUAAGCUACAAAGGACUCGCUGGAGGAAACUUGAGAGGUGGUGCACCGCGUGCUCGCAUAGCAAUAUACAAGGCUUGUUGGUAUGUGGAUCAGCUAGGCGUAGUGGCUUGUUCAUCGUCUGACAUCUUGAAAGCAAUGGAUGAAGCUAUGCACGAUGGUGUUGAUGUUUUAUCACUCUCUCUCGGCGCUCAAAUUCCUCUGUAUCCUGAAACCGAUCUGCGUGAUAGGAUUGCUACUGGAGCGUUCCAUGCAGUAGCAAAGGGCAUCAUAGUUGUUUGUGCAGGUGGGAACUCUGGCCCAGCGGCUCAGACCGUUUUAAACACUGCUCCUUGGAUCUUAACAGUGGCUGCAACCACUUUGGACCGGUCCUUUCCCACACCUAUUACACUUGGGAACCGCAAAGUGAUACUGGGUCAGGCACUGUAUACUGGUCAAGAACUUGGCUUCACCAGUUUGGUUUACCCAGAGAAUCCAGGGAACACCAAUGAGACUUUUAGCGGUGUCUGCGAGUCCCUUAAUCUCAACCCAAACCGUACAAUGGCAGGGAAAGUUGUGUUGUGUUUCACAACAAACACACUCUUUACUGCUGUAUCGAGAGCUGCCUCUUAUGUGAAGACAGCCGGUGGUCUUGGCGUUAUCAUCGCAAGAAAUCCAGGUUACAAUCUCACUCCAUGUAGAGAUGAUUUCCCCUGUGUAGCCAUUGAUUACGAGCUCGGGACAGAUAUACUUCUCUACAUACGCUCCACAGGAUCACCUGUUGUGAAGAUACAACCUUCUAGAACACUCGUUGGACAACCUGUGGGGACAAAGGUGGCAACUUUCUCAUCAAGAGGACCUAACUCGAUUUCCCCAGCGAUUCUCAAACCUGACAUAGGGGUACCGGGAGUGAGCAUAUUAGCUGCUACAUCUCCCGAUUCCAAUUCCAGUGUUGGGGGAUAUGAUAUUCUUUCAGGAACAUCGAUGGCGGCUCCAGUUGUUGCAGGAGUUGUUGCACUUCUUAAAGCUUCGCAUCCUAAUUGGUCGCCUGCUGCCUUUAGAUCAGCUAUUGUCACUACAGCAUGGAGAACAGAUCCAUUCGGAGAGCAUAUUUUUGCAGAAGGGUCAUCUCGCAAAGUAGCUGAUCCGUUUGAUUACGGUGGAGGCAUUGUGAACGCCGAGAAUGCAGCAGAACCAGGUCUCAUCUACGACAUGGGCACACAAGACUACAUUCUCUACUUAUGCUCUGCUGGUUACAACGACUCAUCUAUCUCUCAGCUUGUCGGUAAAGUAACAGUCUGCUCAAACCCCAAACCUUCCGUUCUUGAUGUCAAUUUGCCUUCAAUCACCAUCCCAAACCUCAAAGACGAAGUCACUCUCACCAGAACUGUCACUAACGUCGGACCGGUCGACUCUGUCUACAAGGUCGUGGUCGAGCCUCCGCUUGGGAUUCGAGCGGUUGUGACACCGGAGACACUAGUGUUUAACUCCAAAACCAAAAGUGUCUCCUUCACGGUUCGUGUCUCAACUACACACAAAAUCAACACUGGAUUCUACUUUGGAAACUUGAUAUGGACAGAUUCUAUACAUAAUGUGACUAUCCCUGUAUCAUCAGUUCUUGUGGUGCUAAGUCUGAUAAUAGUUUUGAAUGUCGCACGAGCUAGUGCUAAGAGCAAGGUUCAUAUAGUGUAUCUGGGUGAGAAGCAGCAUGAUGAUCCUGAAUUUGUCACAGAAUCUCAUCACCAGAUGUUGUCUUCACUUCUUGGAAGUAAAGACAAUGCCCAUGAGUCAAUGGUGUAUAGUUAUCGACAUGGAUUUUCAGGCUUUGCGGCCAAACUCACCAAGUCCCAAGCCAAGAAAAUCGCCGAUUCUCCUGAAGUUAUUCAUGUCAUACCGGAUGGUUACUAUGAACUUGCAACAACGCGGACUUGGGACUACUUAGGUCUUUCUGCUGAUAAUUCGAAGAAUCUCUUAAAUGAUACAAACAUGGGUGAUCAAACUAUCAUUGGCGUUAUUGACACAGGAGUGUGGCCAGAGUCUGAAUCAUUUAACGACAAUGGGGUCGGACCAAUACCGAGCCAUUGGAAAGGAGGUUGCGAACCAGGAGAAAACUUCAGUUCAAUAAAUUGCAACAGAAAGCUCAUAGGAGCCAAGUACUUUAUCAACGGAUUUCUUGCUGAAAACCAAGGAUUCAACACCACAGAAUCCCCUGACUAUAUUUCCGCUAGAGACUUUGAUGGCCAUGGCACGCAUGUCGCCUCCACUGUAGGUGGUUCAUUUGUUCCUAAUGUAAGCUACAAAGGCCUUGCCAAAGGAACCUUGAGAGGUGGUGCACCUCGUGCUCGCAUAGCAAUGUACAAGGCUUGUUGGUAUCUAAACGAGCUAGACGGAGUGACUUGUUCAUUUUCUGACAUCAUGAAAGCAAUUGACGAAGCUAUACAUGAUGGUGUUGAUGUUUUGUCACUCUCUCUCGGUGGUCGAAUUCCUCUGAAUUCUGAAACCGACCUACGUGAUGGGAUUGCUACUGGAGCAUUCCAUGCAGUCGCAAAGGGCAUUGUAGUUGUCUGUGCAGGUGGUAAUGCUGGCCCAGCAUCUCAGACUGUGGUAAACACGGCUCCUUGGAUUGUGACUGUAGCUGCAACCACUCUAGACCGGUCCUUUGCUACACCUAUAAUACUUGGGAACAAUCAAGUGAUAUUGGGUCAAGCAAUGUACACAGGUCCGGAACUUGGCUUCACUAGUUUGGUUUACCCCGAGGAUCCAGGGAACAGUUAUGACACUUUUAGCGGUGUGUGUGAGUCCCUUAAUCUCAACCCUAACCAUACAAUGGCGGGAAGAGUUGUAUUGUGUUUCACAACAGCAAGAGAUUACGCUGUUGUAUCCAGAGCUGCGUCUUUUGUGAAGGCAGCCGGUGGUCUUGGACUGAUCAUCGCAAGAAACCCGGGGUACAAUCUCGCUCCAUGUAGUGAUGAUUUUCCCUGUGUAGCCAUUGACUAUGAGCUUGGGACCGAUAUACUUUUCUACAUACGUUAUACUGGGUAUGAAACUAUGAAUUAUGAUCUUACUUCUUACAGUAGCACAUGCUCAGUUGUUUCAUUCCCUUCCAAGAAACACGUAAUCAUAAGAAAAAAGAUUACAUACAGAUCACCUGUUGUGAAGAUACAACCUUCUAGAACACUCGUGGGAGAACCUGUUGGGACAAAGGUAGCAACUUUCUCAUCAAGAGGGCCUAACUCGAUUUCCCCAGCGAUUCUAAAACCUGAUAUAGCAGCACCAGGAGUGAGCAUUUUAGCUGCUACAUCUCCCAAUGAAACCCUCAACGCCGGUGGAUUUGUUAUGCUUUCAGGAACAUCAAUGGCGGCACCAGUUAUCUCAGGAGUUAUUGCACUUCUCAAGUCUUUGCAUCCUGAUUGGUCUCCUGCUGCUUUUAGAUCAGCCAUUGUCACUACAGCUUGGAGAACAGAUCCAUUCGGAGAGCAGAUUUUUGCGGAAGGGUCAUCUCGAGAUCCGUUUGAUUAUGGGGGAGGCCUCGUGAACCCAGAGAAAGCUGCAGAACCAGGUCUCAUAUACGAUAUGGGUCCGCAAGACUACAUUCUCUACUUAUGUUCUGUCGGUUACAACGAAUCAUCUAUCUCUCUGCUUGUCGGUAAAGUAACAGUCUGUUCAAACCCCAAACCUUCCGUUCUUGAUGUCAAUUUGCCUUCAAUCACCAUCCCAAACCUUAAUGACGAGGUCACUCUCACCAGAACCGUCACUAAUGUUGGACCAGUCGACUCUGUCUACAAGGUUGUGGUCGAGCCUCCGCUUGGGAUUCGAGUGGUGGUGACACCGGAGACACUAGUGUUCAACUCCAAAUCCAAAAGUGUCUCAUUCACGGUUCUUGUCUCGACCACACACAGAAUCAACACUAGAUACUUCUUUGGUAGCUUGACUUGGUCUGACUCUGUCCAUAAUGUUGUCAUUCCUGUAUCUGUUCAUAUAGUGUAUCUCGGCGAGAAGCAGAAUCAUGAUCCUGAGUUUGUCACAGAAUCUCAUCACCAAAUGCUUGUGUCACUUCUUGGAAGUAAAAAGGAUGCUGAUGACUCAAUGGUGUAUAGUUACCGACAUGGCUUUUCAGGUUUUGCGGCCAAGCUCACCAAGUCCCAAGCCAAAAAAAUCGCUGAUUUACCUGAAGUUGUUCAUGUCAUACCGGAUGGUUUCCAUGAACUCGCGACAACACGGACAUGGGACUACGUAGGCCUUUCUGCUGCCAAUCCAAAGAAUCUCCUAAAUGAUACAAACAUGGGUGACCAAGUUAUCAUUGGCGUUAUUGACACAGGAGUGUGGCCAGAGUCUGAAUCAUUUAAUGACAAUGGGGUUGGACCAAUACCAAGGCAAUGGAAAGGAGGCUGUGAAUCAGGAGAAAACUUUAGAUCAACAAAUUGCAACCGAAAGCUCAUAGGAGCCAAGUACUUUAUCAACGGGUUUCUUGCUCAAAACAAAGGAUUCAACUCCACAAAAUCCCCUGACUACAUUUCCGCUAGAGACUUUGAUGGCCAUGGCACACACGUCGCCUCCAUUGCGGGUGGUUCAUUUGUUCCCAACGUAAGCUAUAAAGGCCUUGCUGGAGGAACCUUGAGAGGUGGUGCACCUCGUGCUCGCAUAGCAAUGUACAAGGCUUGUUGGUAUCUAGACGAGCUAAACGGACUGACUUGUUCAAAUUCUGACAUCAUGAAAGCAAUUGAUGAAGCUAUGCAUGAUGGUGUUGAUGUUUUGUCAAUCUCUCUUGUUGGUCAAGUUCCUCUGAAUUCUGAAACCGAUCUACGUGAUGGGUUUGCAACUGGAUUAUUCCAUGCUGUGGCAAAAGGCAUUGUAGUUGUUUGUGCAGGUGGUAACGAUGGCCCAGCAGCUCAGACUGUGGUAAACAUAGCUCCUUGGAUCAUAACAGUGGCUGCAACCACUCUAGACCGGUCUUUUCCCACUCCUAUUACACUUGGGAACAAUAAAGUGAUCUUGGGCCAAGCAACGUACACAGGUCCGGAACUUGGCUUAACUAGUUUGGUUUACCCAGAGGAUGCAAGGAACAGUAACGAGACCUUUAGCGGUGUGUGUGAGUCCCUUAAUCUCAACCCUAACCUUACAAUGGCCGGGAAAGUUGUCUUGUGUUUCACAACCUCAAGAACUAACGCUGCAAUAUAUAGAGCUGCAUCUUUUGUGAAGGCAGCUGGUGGUCUUGGCUUGAUCAUCUCAAGAAACCCGGCGUUCACUCUCGCGUCAUGUAACGAUGAUUUCCCAUGUGUUGCCAUUGACUACGAGCUCGGGACCGAUAUACUUUCUUACAUACGAUCCACGAGAUCACCUGUUGUGAAGAUACAACCUUCUACAACACUCUCUGGACAACCAGUUGGGACAAAGGUGGUAAACUUCUCAUCAAGAGGACCUAACUCGAUGUCCCCGGCUAUUCUAAAACCCGACAUAGCAGCACCAGGAGUAAGGAUAUUAGCUGCUACAUCUCCCAAUGACACCUUAAAGUCCGGUGGAUUUGCUAUGCUUUCAGGAACAUCGAUGGCGACUCCAGUUAUCUCAGGAGUUAUUGCACUUCUCAAAGCUUUGCAUCCUGAUUGGUCUCCUGCUGCUUUUAGAUCAGCCAUUGUCACUACAGCUUGGAGAACAGAACCAUUUGGAGAACAGAUUUUUGCAGAAGGAUCCAAAGUAGCUGAUCCGUUUGAUUAUGGUGGAGGGCUUGUAAACCCAGAGAAAGCUGCAGAACCCGGUCUCAUAUACGACAUGGGUCCGCAAGACUACAUUCUCUACUUAUGUUCUGCCGGUUACAACGAGUCAUCAAUCUCUCAGCUUGUGGGUCAAGUAACUGUCUGCUCAAACCCCAAACCUUCCGUUCUUGAUGUCAAUUUGCCUUCAAUCACCAUUCCAAACCUCAAAGACGAGGUCAAUCUCACCAGAACCGUCACUAACGUUGGACCAUUCGACUCGGUUUACAAAGUCGUUGUCGACCCUCCGCUUGGGGUUAGAGUGGUUGUGACACCUGAGACACUAGUGUUUAACUCCAAAACCAAAAGUGUCUCCUUCACGGUUCAUGUCUCGACCACACACAAAAUCAACACUGGAUACUACUUUGGUAGCUUGACUUGGACUGAUUCUGUCCAUAAUGUGGUCAUUCCUCUGUCUGUGAGAACGCAGAUUCUGCAAAACUACUAUGAUGAGAACUGAUUAUUGAUGGAUCUUUAUGUGUUUGUGCGAAUAAAGUCAAAGGUGAUUU